This is a messenger RNA of Alosa sapidissima (American shad), 3435 nucleotides long. RefSeq names its product vascular cell adhesion molecule 1b (gene vcam1b). Gene Ontology annotation, molecular function: integrin binding. Gene Ontology annotation, cellular component: membrane. The transcript is spliced from 11 exons. The coding region runs from base 158 to 2572 and encodes 804 amino acids. The record is from RefSeq and is a predicted model, not a curated record. NCBI's taxonomy places the organism in Eukaryota, Metazoa, Chordata, Actinopteri, Clupeiformes, Clupeidae. Gene Ontology annotation, biological process: cell adhesion.
GUUGUACGGGGGUGUGAGUCAUUGUGUUCUCGCCCUGCGUUAUCUCCCCAAAAGCCCUGGGCUUAUAAAUAAGCGCAGCAGCGUAGAACAAACUGUUAGAAACUGACUUGAAGUCCAACAGUCCGAGGCAAACUCUGAAUAUCGAUCAUCCCCCACAAUGGCUUCAGCUCUCUUUUGGAUUGUAUUGUUCUCACCAACUGUGCUGUCGUUUGUGGUCAUAGUGUCUCCAAGAAAAGGUUUUUUCAGAGUCGGGGACCAAGAAAGGGUGGUCUGUAACGUGACGGGCUGCGCGCAGACUCCCGACAUCACCUGGGGAGCUCUUGAGGAUAAACCGAUUGCCGCGUCCAUCGAAACUCUCGGCUCUGAGUCGGUUAUUACCUACAAAAACGUGAAAAGAAAUGACGAGAAUCGCCUGGUAUGCAAAGCUAAAUGCGGCGGGGAACAGUGGAAACAGGGUGAAAUCACAGUCAAGGUAUACGAGUUUCCUGAAGUCCCGGUGAUCACGGGCCACGAGCGUCUGGUCCUGGGCGAGCCUGCCACACUGACGUGUAACGUGAGUGGUGUGUACCCGGGGCAGGAGACGGAGAUGGAGUGGCUGACGGAUGGGGAAACCGCGUCUGAUCCAGUGGAGGGCACCGGGAACACGCUGGUGUCCAGUUUCCCCCUCACCCCUACGCACGCGGACGAAGGCCGCAACAUCACCUGCAGAGCGUGGCAUCGCAUGUGGGGCGGUGAAAAGAGCGUCAUCCAGACUUCAGUGACCCUGUCUGUGCUCUACGGUCCAGGUGAGGUGCAGGUGUCAGGGGCGGCUGAGGUGCAGGUGGGGGACACACUCUCCCUCAGGUGCUCCGCGGAGGGGAGGCCCCGCCCCCAGCUACGGUGGCGUAUCCAGCGGCUGUCCGGUCAGUGGGCGGAGCUUGAGGGCGGGCAGGAGCUCGUCGUCGCCACGGCAACCCACGCCCACGCCGGUCAGUACCAGUGCGUGGCCAGCAACACCCUGGGUGAAAGCCACGCCUGCCUCAACGUCAGCGUCCAGGGCCCCCCCAGGAACACGAGCCUGACGCUGAGCCCCCCACACCCCAUCAGGGAGGGGGAGUCGGUGACGCUCUCCUGCCGCACGCUCAGCGUUCCCGUGGGGACGGUCCGUCUGCUGCACGGAGAGAAGGAGCUGCGGUCUGCUGUGGGCAGUGAGGUCGACAUCACUCUGGAUGACAUCAAGCUGGACCAGGCUGGACGCUACCACUGCAAGGCGUUAAACCGAUACGGCACACACACCAACAGCACCCAGCUCACCAUCACAGCUCACCCUCUGCAGCUGGAGCUCCUCCCAGUGGGUGUGGUCACCACGGAGAUUGGCUCCGCCCUGUCCUUGGUCUGUGAGGCGUCCGGGUGCCCCCAUCCUCAGCUGUCCUGGGCGACCCCAUCGUCGGGGGUCGAGGGGGCGACGAGGGACAGCGCCAACAGUCCACGCUCUGAGCUGAGCCUAAGGCUGGACAGUAUCGCCCAGGAGGGCAACUACACUUGCCUCGCCCGCUGCGGUUCUGUCACCACCUCCCGUCACACACAGGUGGCGCUGUUCUCCUUCCCCACUGCUCCGCUGGUCGAGCGCUCUGGCUCCCUGCUGGAGGGGGAGCAGUCAACCUUCCGGUGUGUCCUGCGGGACGCGUAUCCCCGCGAGGCAUUCCUCUUCCGCUGGCUCCUCGGAGACCUGGAGCUGACCACGCAGACCCCCGCAGAGACCACCCCCGCCUUCGAGUCCAGCGUUUCCGUGACGAUGGAGCAGUCUCUCCGGGGCCGUCCACUCACCUGUGAGGCAGAGCUGCUGAUGGGGGGCGUGCCCGACGUGCGGAGGCGGAGCUCCAGCGCCAUCAUCAUGGACGUCCACCACCCCCCCAGGAACACGAGCCUGACGCUGAGCCCCCCACACCCCAUCAGGGAGGGGGAGUCGGUGACGCUCUCCUGCCGGACGCUCAGCGUUCCCGUGGGGACGGUCCGUCUGCUGCACGGGGAGAAGGAGCUGCGGUCUGCUGUGGGCAGUGAGGUCGACAUCACUCUGCCUGCUGCCCAGCUGGACCAGGCUGGACACUACCACUGCGAGGCAUCAAACCAAUACGGCACACACACCAACAGCACCCAGCUCACCGUCACAGCUCCGCCCCGGAACACCACCGUGGAAGUGUUUCCGUCCCAACGGGUGAUGGAGGGGGAGAACGUCACCAUUUGCUGUCGCUCGGUCAGUUUCCCGCCGCCUCUCGUCACCCUCACCAAGCUGGGCAACGCCACCGAGUUCUCCUCCCACAACGGCACCUUCGUCCUCACCAACCUCACGCCCAGCGACACCGGAGACUACCAGGUCAACGUCACCAACGACCUGGGCUUCCACACCCAGGUGUUCACCAUCAGCGUCAUGGAGAGGAGCAGUGUGCCCUCUGAUGGUUGGGAGGCAUUAUUGAUUCCCGCCGUUGUCAUUGGAUCAACGUUGGCCUCCGCUGCUCUGUUGCUUGACUUCGUGUUGCGGUCCAGAAAGAAAGGAUCCUACAAGCUGGCCAAGUGCAACUCCAGCUCCGCCUAAAUACUCAGCCCUCUCACACUCCGAACAUUCACCACCCUCAUCAGAGCUCUGCAACCCCAGCUUCUACUGAACACUCCCCCUCUUCAGCAGUCAGACCUCUGCAACUCCAGCUCCUGUUGAACACUCCCCUCUAUAGCAAUCAGAGCUCUGCAACUCCAGUUCCUGUUGAACACUCCCCUCUAUACCAGUCAGAGCUCUGCAACUCCAGCUCCUGUUGAACACUCCCCUCUCCAGCAGUCAGAGCUCUGCAACUCCAGCUCCUGUUGAACCCUCCCCUUUCCAGCAGUCAGAGCUCUGCAACUCCAGUUCCUGUUGAACACUCCCCUCUUCAGCAGUCAGAGCUCUGCAACUCCAGCUCCUGUUGAACACUCCCCUCUCCAGCAGUCAGAGCUCUGCAACUCCAAUUUCGCCUGCUGGUCUAAGUGAGUUCAGGCCCGUCAUGAAAACUUGAGCAGCGCUCAGAUGGACUUUUCUGCAUCCUCACAUGGUUGAUUGAGAGGUGUGUGUGUGUGUCUGGGGGAAGCCUUUCCAAGCUGUGGGGCUGUUGGAAUGUGAUGUACAGUGUCAAUGGAGAAUGCAUGUGUGUGUGUGUGUGUGUUGAGCGUACAUAAUGUAUGUACGAGUGUGAGUGUGUGUCUAUGUGUGUGUGAGUGUGUCUGCAUAUGCCUCUUGGUUGAUUAUUUCACAUCACUGCAUCUUACCUAUCGAAAGCAGAUUGGUCUGACAUCAACUGGUAUUUGUUGUCAUAGAAGUCUCAUCGGUAUGAAAAUUCUGUUUUUUUUGUUGUAAAAUAUGUAUAUAUUUGUAUUUAUAUAUUGUAUAUUUCACUGAAGGUUGGCUUUUAUUAAAAUAAUGUUAUGUAA